Penicillium argentinense is the source of this 2460-nucleotide messenger RNA. RefSeq lists its product as uncharacterized. The record is from RefSeq and is a predicted model, not a curated record. The transcript has 2 exons. NCBI's taxonomy places the organism in Eukaryota, Fungi, Ascomycota, Eurotiomycetes, Eurotiales, Aspergillaceae. The coding region runs from base 1 to 2460 and encodes 819 amino acids.
AUGAGCGCCGACGAGUCUGGGAACGCGACACCUGUCGCCGCUAUCAAUGGUGAACCUCGUCCUGAAACAAACCUAUCCGCGACCCCAGGAAAAAGAAAGCGUUCGGUGCAGGACGAAAAGGUGGGACCUGAGUCCAGCUCUUCGGCGCCGCAUGAGAAAACGAAUCUUCACGAGAAUCUACGGAAUCUCGUCCAACUUCUAGUCAAGCAUGACUCCAACAAUCUCAAGCUCCUUUCCUGCCCAUUUCCAACAUCAACUACCAAGCCCCGGGCGAAGCGCGCAAAGGUUUCAAGCGAUCACGAGACGUCGAAUGUGCAGAGCAGAGUCGAAUCGGGACGUUACAAUACCCUGCAGGAGUUCCUGGCCGAUAUUGAACGAGCGUCUUCUGCUGUGAUUGAGCGCAACCAGAACCAGUCAAAUGGCAGUACCAACCCCGAUGGCACACCUUUGAAUGAGGUUGUGAAUCGCAUUGCGGCCUUCAAGAAACAUAUGAAUAGCUUGAUCGGACAGUCAUUCGUCAAUCAGCCCGAUGUCAAGGCCGAAUCCCCGGAUGACGAUUCAGACGACCAGAUUCUGUCCACAGUGGCUCACGUCGGUGCUCGUGAAGACAAGCAAGCUCUGACUAUCUUUGGGAAUGCUUCGACCCCCGCACAUCCCAAACAGCUGUUCUCGAGUUUGCAAAAAUCUGUGAAGAUGCCGCUGCCGUCGUCUGAUGUGGACGAGGAGAAGUUUGUCGAGGUUCAAGGAGAACUUCGCGAGGGCGGUUUGCCCAACGGGAUCUCCACCACUAAAGUGGUUCCUUAUAACCUGGACUCGGCUUCGCAGCCGCGAAAGAGAACGUUUGGCGAGGUCUUCGCCCCUCGCACAGGCUUACCCCAGCUAGAACGUCCCCGGAGACGGAGCAAUCGCAGCACCUCGGUUUCGUGGAUCGAUCCUUUCGAUGCCAUGUUUAACCCCAGGUCGCUCUAUGACGAACGCAGCAGCUAUGCUCUCGCGCCACUUCCUUCGGGCCAUUGGUUGCGAUACGGUGGUGUCACAUCAUCGCCAUCGUUCUGGGCUCGUGCCGACAAGCAAAAUCCCGGUGGAUACUCCGGCCCAAAGGGCGGAGAUCCGGCAAUUUUGACAGACGAUGAGUCGUCACUGUUGCAGGGUGUGUAUUCGUCUUUUGCGCCGUCUUACGACAGCUCCGAGUCCGUCGUCCAACAUGAUGCGAAGAACAUGGUCUGGUGGGAGAAGCGUGGCUCCAAACGUUUGCGUGCCUUGCUCUCCCUCCAAAAUGAGGACGAAGAAGUCACAACAGCACAGCCUGGAAGUAUUGGUGACCUUGAUGAAAGCGCACUUGAAGAAAUGGUCAAGUCAUUCAAUCCGGAAGACUUCGCCGUCAAUCUUUCCGAGCAGAAUGAAUCUAGCAAUGUCGACCCAGAAUCCAGAGAGGUUGAAGAACUGCUCGCCGAAAUCUCCGACCUGUUGGAUACUCUAAGCUCCUACCAGAAAAUCCGUCAUCUAACACUCCCAUCUUCCGAGGGCGACAAUACCAAUACCGAAUCCAAGGAAACUCCUGUGCCAGAGGUUCAUGAUCCAGAGGCACCGUCUGACGCAGAAAGAGACGUUUACGAAACACUUAAGGCCAGCCUUCUUGCUAUCAUUGGCAAUCUGCCACCUUAUGCCAUUGCGAAGCUCGAUGGCGAUCAACUAGCGGAACUGAACAUCAGCCAGAAGAUCUUGGUCGAAAAUUCGGACUACAGUGGGACUAUGGAGAGGGACGAUUUUACACUACAUCAAGAACGCAAUGCAGCAAUGGCUGCGGCAGCUGCGAACGCGAAUCGGACCUCAACGCCCUCUGCACCCCGACCUGGCGGCUACCAAGGGCCUCCCCCUGUGUACAACCAACGUGCUAUGUCUGCCAAUGCUCAAGUACCACCGCGACCAAAUUUCCCAACACCUCAACAUGGACGACAACCAUCCAAUGCUGGUAAUUUCACCCCCGGCUAUGCCGGCGGACGGCCGCCCAGCACACCUUCUCAACGACCUGUGUACAAUACCCCACAACAGUAUGCGCAAGGGAACCAGCAUUAUGGCCAAGCCAAUAAUGCACCCCAGUUCCAACGUCCUCCCUCCAAUGGCUUCGCACAAUCCCCUCAGCCCUACACACCCCGGCCCGGACAACCGGCUGGAUACAAUGCCACUCCGCAAACCCGCACUCCUUAUGCGAAUGCCGGCGCAGUUCCUACACCCCCGUACGCACGCGGAUCACCGUCACAGGGUCACUACUCGAACAGUGCAGCUGCUGCAAUCCACGCUCGCAGUGCUGCCGAACAGGCCGCCAGGACACAAUAUGCUGCUGCGCAACAGAGGCAGAGCUCCUCCACGCCACAGCCGCACGGCUUCGAGGCUCGUCAAUCUCAAGAGGGCAGCCUUACUCCGGGAAGCAAGCAGAAUGGCACUCCUGUCCCAUCAUGA